UUAAAAACAGAAGUAAAGGGCCCAGUUCCCAAUCCAUUGUGGGAUUCUUGCUAUUUGCCUUUUCACUUCGUUGUCCUCCAUCAUUUCUUCCGAAACCAACUCAGAUUUCUCAAACAGCUUUCAUUUUCGAUUGUUUUCAUGAUUGGCUUUCAACCAUUUGAAUCUUUCUUAAUCGAGCUUUUGAUCGACUACACAUUACAUGGUCGGGGCUUUUCUUGUUCGAGUUCAGCUCAGCUUCGUUAAGAUGCUGCUAAUUGGUGCACUUGGUAGCCCGUAAUUUGUUUUUUGAAGGAACCCGUAAUUUGUUUUUUUAAGGAAAUGAGUUACUGGUUUUUGUGUGGAAAAGGUAAAGUGUUUGGCUUUUCAUGUGGGUUGAGAAGGGGAUUUAAUUACCAGCAGACUUUCAGUUUAGUUAAUGUUAAGCUCAAAUGGGUUAAAGAUAAAGCCUUAGAUGCUGUUAUUGCUGGUGAAAGAGAUUUAAGAGCUGCUUGCAAUCUUGUCUCCAUCCUCUCCUCUGCUCCAGACUUUUGUCUCCCCAUUUACCAUCUUUCACGGCAUCGCGGUCAACUGGGUCUACCCCAUGAUCAUAAGCUAUCCACGUUUAUCAGGAGAUAUCCCACCAUCUUUCAUGAAUCUUAUGUGUUUGACAGUGCUGGCACUCUUGUUCCUUGCUUUGAGUUGACCCUUGAAGCCUUAAAUCUUUACCAUGAAGAACUUGGUGUUAUCCGGGAUAAUAUGAUUGAUUUGAUUGACAGGCUUUGCAAAUUGUUGAUGCUUACCAAGGAUAGGAUCCUUCCUUUACAGACUAUUGACCAGCUGAAAUGGGACUUGGGGUUGCCUUACUUUUACAUCGAUAACUUGAUUCCAAAUUAUGCUGAUUUAUUUUCUUUGUUUCGCCUUCCUGAUGAUCGGAUUGGUUUGAAACUUUUAUCAUGGGAUGAUACACUUGCUGUCUCCCAGUUGGAGAAGAAUGUUGCCCAGCAAACAGAAGAAGAUUUGAAAAAUAACUGUUUAGCCUUUCCUAUAGGGUUUACAAGGGGUUUUGGAUUGAAGAGAAAGUGCAUGGGAUGGUUAGAAGAAUGGCAGAAAUUACCAUAUACUUCACCUUAUGCCGAUGCCUCUCACUUGGAUCCACGCACUGAUGUGUCGGAGAAGAGAAUUGUGGGCGUGUUUCAUGAACUCUUUCACCUUACCAUCCAGAAGAAGACAGAACGUAAAAAUGUGAGUAAUUUACGAAAACCUUUAUCAUUGCCUCAGAAGUUUACUAAGGUGUUUGAGCGCCAUCCUGGCAUCUUUUAUAUUUCCAAGAUGUCCGAUACUCAAACUGUUGUUCUUAGGGAAGCUUAUGAUUGCCAACGGAUUGUUCAGAGGCACCCCCUUGUUGAUAUUAGGGAAAGAUUUGCAAGCAUGAUGAGAAAAGGAUUUCGGGACAGAAGCAGGGGCUUAUACAAGAAAACUGCCUAUAUAGGUCACAAGGACCCAUUAAAGAUUGUUCAAGGUCAUAAAGGUGGUGGAAAUGGUCUUGAUUCUGAAGUAGAUUCAGAUGAUGAUUUAUUUUCCGAAUACAAUUCUGAUGAGUCAAUUCAUUGCCCUUCCUGAAUAUACCAAAACGUCACAAUGCACAUAAUCUACGGAAACCAUUGUUGCUGCGUCAUAAGUUCACUAAGGUGUUUGAGCACUAUACCAGCAUCUUUUACAUUUCGGAAAUGGAAGUAAGGAGUAAUCAAAUUUCUGCCCUGCCUCUGUUAUGGAGGCUUCACUACAACACCCGUUGCUGGUUGGAGAUCAGAUAAACAUGGAGGAACAAGGUAUGUUCAUGUCUUUGGUGUAAAAGUUGGCUUUAAAAGUUUCUUAUUUUAGAAGAAUAUUUUGCAAAAUACGGUUGGUACUCUUAUAAUAAUUUAAUCAUGUUUGAUAUUUUAAAAUUUAAAAGUAUUUCCAUUUUCCGUUGAUUUUUA
Molecule: messenger RNA, 1958 nt
Organism: Gossypium raimondii (Peruvian cotton)
Lineage: Eukaryota; Viridiplantae; Streptophyta; Magnoliopsida; Malvales; Malvaceae
Product: protein WHAT'S THIS FACTOR 9, mitochondrial
Exons: 3
Coding region: 319-1599 (426 amino acids)
Molecular function (GO): RNA binding
Source: RefSeq, a predicted model, not a curated record